UGCGGCGGGACUGGCCGAGGGAGGGCGGAGCCGCACCCGAGCCGAGCGCCGCCAUCGGACGCCGCCGCCGCCCCCAGACGUCGCCCGGGAGUGGCCGUCGAGCAGCCGCCACAGUGAAUCAGCGACGGAAAUAGACGCGGCGCAGGCCGCCGGAGAAACCCACGUGCUGAGGCGGUCCCAACGGCGGCGACUCGGUCACCAUGACGACGGACAUCGGCGUGCCGCGAUGGGAUCCGGUCACCAACCAGGACAUGGGCGACGAGAUGGAGUACGACGGGGGCAACUCGUCCUCCCGCCUCUUCGAGCGCUCCCGCAUCAAGGCGCUCGCAGGUGAACGAGAGAAUGUGCAGAAGAAGACGUUCACCAAGUGGGUGAACUCGCACCUGGUGCGCGUGCAGUGUCGAACGGCCGACCUGUACACCGACCUGAGGGAUGGCCGCUACCUGCUCAAGCUGCUGGAGGUGCUGUCGGGCGAGCGGCUGGUGAGUAGGGCCGCCCCCCGCCCCACCAAGGGCAAGAUGCGGAUCCACUGCCUGGAGAACGUGGAGAAGGCGCUGCAGUUCCUGCGCGAGCAGCGCGUCCACCUGGAAAACCCUGGGCGCCCACGACGUGAGUGGCCUGACGGAACGCGUCUCACACUCGGCCUCAUCUGGACCAUCAUCCUACGAUUCCAGAUCCAAGACAUCACGAUCGAGGAGACGGACUCGAAGGAGACGCGCUCGGCCAAGGACGCGCUGCUGCUCUGGUGCCAGAUGAAGACGGCUGGCUACCACAACGUCAACAUCCGCAACUUCACCACCUCCUGGCGCGACGGCCUCGCCUUCAACGCACUGAUCCACAAGCACCGUGCCGACCUGAUACAGUACGAGAAGCUGAGCAAGGCCAACCCGAUGCACAACCUGAACAACGCCUUCAACGUGGCGGAGUCGCAGCUGGGCCUGACCAAGCUGCUCGACGCGGAGGACGUGUGCAUGGAGCAGCCGGACGAGAAGUCCAUCAUCACCUACGUGGUCACCUACUACCACUACUUCUCCAAGAUGCGCGCCGAAACGAUCCAGUCCAAGCGUAUCGGCAAGGUGGUCGGCACGCUGAUGGACAACGACCACAUGGUGCACGAGUACGAGAGCCUGACGUCGGAGCUGCUGCGCUGGAUCCGGGAGACCAUCGAGCAGCUGGGCCAGCGCCAGUUCGCCAACUCGCUGCGCGGCGUGCAGGAGCAGCUCGUCCAGUUCAACUCGUACCGCACCGUCGAGAAACCGCCCAAGUUCGUGGAGAAGGGCAACCUGGAGGUGCUGUUGUUCACCCUCAAAUCGAAGAUGCGCGCCAACAACCAGCGGCCAUACACGCCGCGCGAGGGGCUCAUGAUCGCCGACAUCAACCGGGCAUGGGAGAAGCUGGAGAAGGCCGAGCACGAGCGCGAGCUGGCGCUGCGCGAGGAGCUGAUCCGCCAGGAGAAGCUGGAGCAGCUGGCCGCCCGCUUCGACCGCAAGGCCGGCAUGCGCGAGACCUGGCUGUCGGAGAACCAGCGUCUCGUUUCACAGGACAACUUCGGCUUCGACCUGACGGCCGUGGAGGCGUCCGCCAAGAAGCACGAGGCUAUCGAAACCGACAUUCUGGCGUACGAGGAGCGCGUGCUCGCCGUGGUGGCCGUGGCCGAGGAGCUGCAGACGGAGAACUACCACGACAUCGAGCGUAUCAACGCCAGGAAGGACAAUGUGCUGCGCCUGUGGAACUACCUGCUGGAGCUGCUGCGCGCCCGACGCAUGCGCCUGGAGCUGAGCCUGCAGCUGCAGCAGAACUUCCAGGAGAUGCUCUACAUCCUGGACAGCAUGGAGGAACACAAGAUGCGGCUGCUCUCCGACGACUACGGCAAACACCUGAUGGGCGUGGAGGACCUGCUCUCCAAGCACGCGCUGAUCGAGGCCGACAUCAACGUGCUGGGUGAGCGCGUCAAGACGGUGGUGCAGCACUCGCGCCGCUUCGUGGACGAGGAGACGGAGGAGGGCUACCGGCCUUGCGACCCUGCCAUCGUGGUGGAGCGCGUCCAGCAGCUGGAGGACGCGUACGCCGAGCUGGUGAAGCUGGCGCUGGAGCGUCGCUCGCGGCUGGAGGAGUCGCGCCAGCUGUGGCAGUUCUACUGGGACAUGGCCGAGGAGGAGAACUACAUCCGCGAGAAGGAGAACAUCCUCAACGCCGCCCACAUCGGCAACGACCUCGUCACCGUUCACAUCCUGCUCGCCAAACACAAGGCGCUGGAGGACGACCUGGCGGCGCACGAGUCGCAGCUGCUGGCCAUCACCCAGGUGGGCGACGAGCUGGUCAACCAGGGACACUUCGGCGCCGACCGCAUUCGCGGCCGCAUCGACGAGAUCGUCGACAUGUGGAACCGGCUGAAGGAGCGGGCCGAGCGCCGCCGCCAGCAGCUGGAGCAGGCCAUCGGCUACCACCAGUUCUUCGCCGACGCGGACGACGUCGACACCUGGAUGCUGGACACGCUGCGCCUGGUGUCCUCGGACGACGUGGGCGGCGACGAGGGCGGCGUGCAGAACCUGCUGAAGAAGCACAAGGACGUGGACGACGACAUGAAGAACUACCAGCAGACGAUCGAGCAGCUGCGUGGCCAGUCUCAGGAGAUCGGCCCCGAGUACCGCGAAAACCCCGAGGUCAAGGACCGCGUCGACAGCAUCGACAACAGGUACCGCGAGCUGAACGAGCUGGGACAGCUGCGUAAGCAGCGCCUGCUGGACGCCAUGUCACUGUACAAGCUGUUCUCUGAGGCACAGCGCGUCGACCAGUGGAUCACCGAGAAGGAGCGCAUGCUCAACACCAUGGUGCCGGGAGAGGGCAAGGACGUGGAAGACGUGGAGAUCCUCAAGCACCAGUACGAGGGCUUCGACAACGAGAUGAACGCCAACGCCAGCCGCGUGGGCGUGGUGAACCAGCUGGCCAAGCAGCUGCUGCAGGUGGAGCACCCCAACAGCGAGGAGAUCGUGGCCAAGCAGAGCGAGCUUAAUGACAAGUGGUCGACGCUGCGUGAGAAGGCCGAACAGAAGAAGGAGGAGCUGGAGAGCGCGCACUCCUACCAGACGUUCCACAUCGAGAUCCGCGAGACAGUCAGCUGGAUCGAGGAGAAGACCAAGCUGCUGCACCAGACCGAGGGGCUCGGCUCGGACCUGGCUGGCAUCAUGACGCUGCAGCGCAAGCUGAACGGCAUGGAGCGUGACAUCGCAGCCAUCCAGGCCAAGCUGGACGACCUGGAGCGGGAGGCGCAGCGCAUCGAGCAAGAGCGGCCGGACGAGGCGGCCGAGAUCAGGCGCAACAUCAGCCAGCUGCAGGAGCCAUGGAAGGAGAUGACGGAGCUGCUGAAGGAGCGCUACUCCAAGCUGGAGGAGGCCGGCGACCUGCACCGCUUCCUGCGCGACCUGGACCACUUCUCGGCCUGGCUCACAAAGACUCAGACGGACGUGGCUUCGGAGGACAUCCCGCAGUCGCUGCCCGAGGCUGAGCGCCUGCUGAGCCAGCACCAGACCAUCAGGGAGGAGAUCGACAACUACAACGACGACUACAACUCGAUGAUGGAGUACGGCGAGCGGGUGACGGCCGAGGACGUGACGCCGCCCGACGACCCGCAGUACAUGUUCCUGCGCGAGCGACUGAAGGCGCUCAAGGACGGCUGGGAGGAGCUGCACAAGAUGUGGGAGAACCGGCAGCAGCUGCUGUCGCAGAGCCUCAACUACCAGAUGUUCCUGCGCGACGCGAAGAUGGGCGAGGUGGCGCUCAGCCAGCAGGAGAACUUCCUCUCCAAGGUCGACACGCCGGCUAACCUGGAGCAGGCGGAGGAGCAGAUCAAGCGGUUCGAGGCGUUCCUCACCACCAUGGAGGCCAACGACGAGAAGCUGAAUGGCAUCCUGCAGUUCGCCAAGCGUCUGGCCGAGGAGGGCCACUACGCCGCCGAAAAGAUCCAGAAGAAGGCCGAGAAUAUUGCGGAGCGCCGCGAGAACAAUAGGGAGCGCGCUAUGCUGGAGAUGGAGCGGCUGCGUGACCAGCUGCAGCUGCACCAGUUCCUGCAAGACUGCGAGGAGCUGGGCGAAUGGAUCCAGGAGAAGUCCAUCAGCGCCCAGGACGACAGCUACCGCUCGGCCAAGACGGUACACAGCAAGUGGACGCGCCAUCAGGCCUUCGAGGCCGAGAUCGCCAGCAACAAGGACCGUCUGUAUCGCAUCCAGGAGUCGGGCGAGGAGCUGAUCAAGGAGAAGCCCGAGAUGCAGGAGCUGGUCCGGCCCAAGAUCUCCGAGCUCGAGGACCACUUCGACCAGCUGGAGACGGUGACCAAGCAGAAGGGCGAGCGACUGUUCGACGCCAACCGCGCCGUGCUGUACGAGCAGACUUGCGACGAUAUCGACGGCUGGGUGGACGAGCUCGAGACGCAGAUCAUGCACGGCGACGACACCAGCGACCUGGCCAGCCUCAACAUACUGAUGCAGAAGCAGCAGAUGAUCGAGACACAGAUGGCCGUCAAGGCCAAACAGGUGACGGAGCUGCACAGCCAGGCCGAGCACCUGGAGCGGAUGGCGCCUGAGAAGGCCGACGAGGUCAAGGAGAAGAAGGUGCGCGUACAACAGCGCUUCGAGAGCCUCAAGACGCCGCUGCUGGACCGCCAGCUCAAGCUGACCAAGAAGAAGGACGCGCUGCAGUUCCGCCGCGACAUCGAGGACGAGAAGCUGUGGAUCGCCGAGAAGAUGCCGCAGGCCACGUCACCCGAGUACGGCAACUCGCUGGUCAGCGUGCACAUGCUGACCCGACGGAACCAGAGCCUGCAGAACGAGAUCUCCAACCACGAGCCGCGCAUCAACGCCGUUUGUAAGAACGGUGAAAAUCUGAUUGCGGAGGGUCACGAGGACUCGGCCGAGUUUGCGCAGCUGAUGGACGAGCUGCAUAGCCAGUGGCAGCAGCUGCGAGACGCCAUGGAGGCGCGCAAGAACAAGCUGGCCGUCUCGGAGCGUGCCCAGCAGUACCUGUUCGACGCCAAUGAGGCCGAGGCCUGGAUGUCAGAGCAGGAGCUGUACAUGAUGGUGGACGACCGCGGCAAGGACGAAUUCUCGGCGCAGAACCUUAUGAAGAAGCACGAGUCCCUGGAAAACGCCGUGGAGGACUACGCCGAGACGGUGCGCCAGCUGGCCGAAACGGCCAAACAGCUGAUCGCCGAGGACCACCCGGACAGCCAGCAGAUCGCCGUGCGCCAGGCGCAGGUGGACAAGCUGUACGCCGGCCUCAAGGACCUGGCGUCGGAGCGGCGCGGCCGGCUGGACGAGGCGCUCCAGCUGUUCCAGCUCAACCGCGAGGUGGACGACCUCGAGCAGUGGAUCGCCGAGCGCGAGGUGGUGGCCGGCUCGCACGAGCUGGGACAGGACUACGACCACGUCUGCAUGCUGCAGGAGCGCUUCAAGACCUUCGCGCACGAGACGGAGACCGUUGGCACGGAUCGCGUGUCGGCCGUCAACGAGCUGGCCGACGGUCUGAUCGGCGCCGGCCACUCGGACGCCGCCACCAUCGCCGAGUGGAAGGACGGCCUGAACGACUCCUGGGCCGACCUGCUCGAGCUCAUUGAGACCCGAACACAGAUGCUGGCGGCGUCCUGGGAGCUGCACAAGUUCUUCCACGACUGCAAGGACACGCUGAACCGGAUCAUGGAGAAGCAGACGGCCAUGUCGGACGAGCUGGGCCGCGAUGCCGUGUCCGUGUCGACCCUGCAGCGCAAGCAUCAGAACUUCCUGUCGGACCUGCAGAACCUGCAGCAGCAGGUGCGUCAGAUUCAGGAGGACAGCAUGAAACUGCAGGCCGCCUACGCCGGCGACAAGGCCAAGGAGAUCACCAACCGCGAGGCCGAGGUGGUCAACGCCUGGCUCAACCUGCAGGCCCUCUGCGACGCCCGCAAGGCCAAGCUGGCCGACACCGGCGACCUCUUCAAGUUCUUCAACAUGUGCCGUAUCCUCAUGCUCUGGAUGGACGACGUCAACCGGCAGAUGAACACCACCGAAAAGCCCAGGGACGUGAGCGGCGUGGAGCUGCUGAUGAACAACCACCAGAGCCUGAAGGCGGAGAUUGACACGCGGGAGGACAACUUCUCGGCCUGCCUGUCGCUCGGCAAGGAGCUGCUGUCGCGCAGCCACUACGCCUCCCAAGAGAUUAAGGAGAAGCUGGUGCAGCUGACGUCGCAGCGCGGCGACAUGCACCAGAAGUGGGAGGAGCGCUGGGAGUACCUGCAGCUGAUCCUGGAGGUGUACCAGUUCGCGCGCGACGCCGCGGUGGCCGAGCAGUGGCUCAUCGCCCAGGAAAGCUACAUCCAGAGCAAGGAGCUGGGGCAUUCCAUCGAUGAAGUCGAAAACCUGAUCAAGAAACACGAGGCUUUCGAGAAGUCUGCCUCGGCCCAGGAGGAGCGCUUUGCGGCUCUGGAGCGACUGACUACGUUCGAGUUGAAGGAGCUGCACCGGCGCCAGGAAGAGGAGGCGGCGCGCCGAGCGGCCGACGAGGCAGCGCGAGCUGAGGCGGCGCGGCGCUCAGCCUCCAGUCCGGACGAGACGCCGUCGGACGCCACGGACGCGCCGCCCGGCCAGGCGGCCGCCCGGGUGUGGUCCGUUCCGCCAAGUCCAGACGCGUCGUGCCUGUUGGCCCUAGACGUGUUGCCGGCGCUGUGGCUAGUCCUGGCGCCGACUGUCGCUCCGGACAGAGCAGGCGUGGUCUGUUUCCGCACCGAUGGCGGGUUGUCGGCCCGUGCCGGGGCAGAGGGGCGUGGCCUGUCCGUCCAGGAGGCGUUCCGUGCUCAGCUUUCAGUGUUGCUUUCCGCAGCUGGCUCCUCGUCGGAGAAGAAGAAGUCCAGGUCUCGCUCCAAGUCGCCGUUCCGUAGUUUCCGUUUCAAGAAGUCGAAGCCGCCACCGGAGACCGUGGGCAGUGUGAGCGACGACGAGGGUAACAUUGCGGCGGCGGCAGAACGCCCGAGCCCCGGUGGCGACGGCGCCCUGCUGGAGGGAUUCCUGCACAGGAAGCACGAGUGGGAGUCGACCGUCAAGAAGGCGUCCAACAGGUCGUGGGAGAAGCUUUUCAUGGUGCUGAAGGAGGGUCAGCUGCUGGCCUACAAGGACGCGCGCGCCGCCAAGGCGUCGCCGGGCUCGUACCACCACGGCGAGGCGCCGCUCGAGCUGCGUGACGCCGCUGUCCAGGUGGCCGCCGACUACAGCAAAAAGAAACACGUCUUCAGGCUCAAGCUGCCGACCGGUGGCGAGUACCUGUACCAGGCGCGCGACGACGCCGAGAUGCACCAAUGGGUGUCCGCCGUGGAGGAGGUGUUCGCGACCCUCGGCACUGGGGAGCCCUCCAAGUCGAAAACGCUGCCGGCAGCGUCGCAGGAGCAAGAGCCGAAGAAACGCUCCUUCUUCACCCUGAAGAAGAAGUAGCGGCUGCGCGCGCGGUCUGGCGCUGAAACGCGGCCGUGUUCGGGACUGGCUGUCGUCGGUGCCCCCUUGCUUCUGUGUGCGUGCUCGGUCCGGCCGCGUCUGUGUGUGUGUGAAAAGCGCGUCGCGCGCCCCUGGGCCAUUUCCGUGCGGGCGAGCGAGCACUGCCACCACCGCGCCCGCCUGCGACGGCCGGGUCUGUGUCCUCUAUGUUCGCGAGCGAGCACUGCCACCACGGCGCCCGCCUGCGACGGCUGGCUCUGUUUCCUCCGUGCCCGCGACUCCCGUCGGGAACGGUCUUUAUGUUUGGAGGGUGACCGCCUGUGCUGUUUGAUUCCUAGGCAUCUAAUACUUUUAGUCACGCCCAAAGAGCUAAGCCAUGUAAAGAUAUACCUACAGAGUCGCUUUGUAUCUAACUAUCCGGCACAUGACGUAGAGUUCUGGGCGAGUGGAUGGCCAGAGGGUAUGCACACGUUUUACAUUAUAUAUACCUGCGAGCAACACGCCUGGCGAGCGGCAGCGGCAGAAGGGCUUGGCUAAUGUGCAUUCGGCGGCAGCUGCUUGUGCAUCUACGGCAUUCAGGCGUGAAAUACAGAAUCUAGUAUUUUACAUGGGAAAUUAUAUCGUCUUUAAGUGUUUGGUUCUGCGUAUUCGAGGUGUAAGGCAUGCAAUAUUAUAAGUAGUGGUUGGCUGGUUAGCUUGUGUGCCGGCCCGGUCCUGCGCCCGGUUCCGCCACGGAACUGUUGAGGUGGCUAGGGCGAGCGACCGAGCCGCGGCGUGCCCGCCUCCCGCCACCCGGCCGCUAGUCAGACGGGCCCCCCGAGGUGACGCCGGUCCAGCGCGCCGCCAGCCGGCUCCGACUGCGCUGCAUGUAUGCCUAGAGCAAUCCGCGGAAAUACACAUCUUUCGGUAGCCGUG
This is a messenger RNA of Pollicipes pollicipes, 8366 nucleotides long. RefSeq names its product spectrin beta chain-like. Gene Ontology annotation, cellular component: spectrin. NCBI's taxonomy places the organism in Eukaryota, Metazoa, Arthropoda, Thecostraca, Pollicipedomorpha, Pollicipedidae. Gene Ontology annotation, molecular function: structural constituent of cytoskeleton; actin binding; phospholipid binding. The record is from RefSeq and is a predicted model, not a curated record.